Dissoconium aciculare CBS 342.82 is the source of this 381-nucleotide messenger RNA. RefSeq lists its product as uncharacterized. Lineage: Eukaryota; Fungi; Ascomycota; Dothideomycetes; Mycosphaerellales; Dissoconiaceae. The transcript has a single exon. The coding region runs from base 1 to 381 and encodes 126 amino acids. The record is from RefSeq and is a predicted model, not a curated record.
AUGCCGCCUACCACCCCAUCGCGGCCGCCACCAGCUCCCCUUCCUCCUCAGACCGCGCGUGCGACACAACCUCUCGCCAAUGUCGCGCGAGCAGCUGCAGCAGCACGCCCGGCUGUUGAACCCGCCGCACGCCCGGCUGCUGUACCAAAUGCCUCAUUCAACCCGAAACUAUCAUACAAACAGGUUUCGCGCCGAGUGAUUGCGUUGUAUGUGUCGGUCCCUCUCGCUCUCGUCCUCAGCUAUGAGCUCUGGAACAGGCGAUUCAAUGGCAAGGAGCAGAAGAUUCUAGGACAGCCCCAAUCGAGCGGCCAUAAGGACGAGACCCGGUGGUAUCCUGCACAAGAUGAACUGGCUAAGGAUUUACCGGAACGAGGCCGAUGA